AUGCGGGGAUGCUUGUGUUGUCUAUUGACUAUUGUGUAUAUCCGUAGUAAGUCAACAAACCCUAAUCCCAGCUCCUUGAGCUCGGAAGAAACUUUGGAUCCACGCUCUGUUGGCGGAAACUUUGUGAUCUGUGACCGUGUGGUUAAUCCAUGGCGCAGCCUAAAAAAUCAUCAUGAAAACCCUGAAGUGGAACUUCGUGUUAGUCUGACCAAUGUGUCGCCCUGGAUAACCACGGUUGGAGAUAGGGAUUUUCCAGCUACCGUGAAGCUCGGAAAUGGCAGGACUAUUACCGGGGUUUCGCUCUACAGGGGAAGGAUGAAGCUGUCAACAAACAAGCAAUACCCUGUUGUGUAUUUGGGAAGCAAUUCAACUAUUCAUAAUCCGAGCUCGCUCAGUUUGGAGGGGACGUUGGAUCGCCAAGUUGUGGCCGGAAAGAUUGUGAUUUGCGACCGUGGGAUUAGUCCUAGAGUGCAGAAGGGAGAAGUGGUGAAAAAAGCCGGAGGAGUUGGGAUGAUCUUGGCAAACAUAGCUGCAAACGGAGAGGAGCUUGUGGCGGAUUGCCACCUUGUUCCGGCGGUUGCUGUGGGAGAGAACGAAGCAAAGGGAAUCAAGCAUUAUGCUUCAACAAGCCCGAGAGCCACCGCAACUCUAACAUUUCUUGGAACUAGAGUUGGGGUUAGACCGUCGCCUGUGGUGGCAGCGUUUUCAUCCAGAGGGCCUAAUCUGGUAAGCCUUGAUAUUCUCAAGCCGGAUAUGGUGGCACCAGGAGUGAACAUCAUCGCCGCUUGGACAGGCGGAUUGGGCCCGUCCAGCUUGCCAGCAGAUCGUAGAAGGGUGAAGUUCAAUAUACUGUCCGGGACUUCAAUGUCCUGCCCCCAUGUGAGCGGCAUUGCCGCUCUACUCAAGGCAAGGCACCCGGAUUGGAGUCCGGCUGCAAUAAAGUCCGCCUUGAUGACAACCGCGUAUGUCCACGACAACACGCGAAAGCCUCUACAAGACUCCUCAGCAGCUUCAAUUUCAACCCCGUAUGAUCACGGUGCAGGGCACAUAAACCCGGUUAGGGCUCUUGACCUGGGAUUGAUUUACGACAUUGAGGCGCAGGACUAUCUUGAAUUCCUCUGCACACAAAGGCUAACACCAACCCAGCUCAAAGUUUUUACCAAGUACUCAAACAGAAGUUGCAAGAACAAUCUAGCCAGUCCCGGGGAGUUGAACUAUCCGGCACUUUCGGUUGUGUUCCCGGAGAGAACAAAUGUUUCUGUUUUGACACUUCACAGAACUGUCACUAACGUUGGCCCUGCGGUUUCGAAUUACCACGCCAUUGUUUCACCGUUCAAAGGUGCUUAUGUGAAAGUCGAGCCUCGGACGCUGAAAUUCACCAAAGCCAAUCAGAAGCUGUCAUACAAAAUCAUCUUCACUACGAAAUCCCGGCAGGCAGUCCCGGAGUUCGGAGGGUUGGUGUGGAAGGAUGGAGUGCAUAGGGUGAGAAGCCCCAUUGUUGUAGUGUGGCUGCCACCACUAUAAAUCCUGCACCGGAUUAAUUUCAAUGUGUGUUUUUAUUAAUGCUUUUUUGAAUAAACAAAUUUUCUGUAAUAGUUAGUAUCCUUCCUCUGCUUCUUGCUGUGAUCUUCUAGCUACUGUCAACCUUAGAACACGGGCGAAACAACGAUGUGCAGUGAAAACGUAGAUUAAGCAAGUUCAAAUCACAUUGAUGUUGUUAA
Molecule: messenger RNA, 1721 nt
Organism: Malus domestica (apple)
Lineage: Eukaryota; Viridiplantae; Streptophyta; Magnoliopsida; Rosales; Rosaceae
Source: RefSeq, a predicted model, not a curated record